Carlito syrichta (Philippine tarsier) is the source of this 246-nucleotide messenger RNA. It is a transcript of the gene MSMB, whose product is annotated as microseminoprotein beta. Lineage: Eukaryota; Metazoa; Chordata; Mammalia; Primates; Tarsiidae. The record is from RefSeq and is a predicted model, not a curated record. The transcript is spliced from 3 exons.
CUGCUUGUCAAAAUGAACGCUCUCCUGAGCAGCCUUGUGAUCUUCACCACCUUCAUGACUUUGUGCAACGCAUCCUGCUAUUUCAUACCCAUUGAGCUAGAUCUAGAUAAUUUGACCACAAUAUUUCUACCCCUGUGGAUUUUGACAAAGACGAGUGCCAGAAAAUCUUUAACAAGGAGACCUGCAGCUAUACUGUGGUGAAGAAAGAGGACCCAGAAAAGACCUGUGAGGUCAAUGGAUGGGUAA